GUCUGGGGCCUAGGGGCUCUGACCGCCUCACAGCACCAGAAACCUUGUCUGCUGUGAUCAUUAACCUUUCUGGAAAACGAAGCUAGCUGUGCUCUGAGGUCUGUCUUUAGAAUGUGAGGAGAGCCACACAGAUACCGCAUAGACUAUUCAAAGAGGGGUUACCUUGUGAGCUUUAGCUCCACUGUAGAGUGGCAGAAAAAUGAGAUUUCACCAGUUCUUUCUUCUAUUUGUUAUUUUCAUGAUGAGUCUUCUACUUAUCCACGGACAAAGACAAGCUAAUUUGGCAAUGAGAAGAAAAUUGCACAGACACAACUGCCUUCAGAGGAGAUGUAUGCCUCUCCAUUCACGAGUGCCCUUCCCCUGAGAUCUCUAUGUAACUUCACUGAGUCUGUCAGAAGAAGACUGAAGGAAAAGAUACCCACCCACAUAAUACUGUGAUUGUUUAGAAGGUCCUGUAUGUAAAGGAGUUGUAUGAAAGCAGCUGGCAUAGUUUAUUAGUUUCACCUGGAUUCUCUUCUGCCUGGUUGCCUUGUAGGGAGAAAAUAGCAAAUUCAAAUGCAAUUCCAGUCUGAAGUAUAAUUACUUGCUUGCAUAACAAAAUUUUUUAUUUUUUUCUGCACAUUGUUAUUCUUACUUGGUUUAAGAAGAAAAACCAUUUAAUGUUUUAGAACUUUAUAAUAGUAAAAUAUACACAAGUUAAAAAUUGUUCUUUCCUAUUCUUAUAAUUUUCCAAAGGUAUUAAAAUUACUUUGUAUAUGUAUGAAUGUGUUUUUUUUUUAAAUCCUAAAUUUGAGAUCAAUUGCAUCUGGUUUUGCAAAAUAAUGAGAAAAUAAUUAGUUCACUAUUUAUAUAGAAACACUAAGAAAUAAACUUAAUUGCUGCCAGUUUUAUAUAAUAGGCUUUAAUGUUUAUGAAUGUAUUUUUUUACUUUGAAUAUAAUAUCCACUUAAACUUGUAAAAGAAAGUCUAAAAUAUUAAUUGUAAUUCAUUUCAUAUUACAACCAAAGUGUUCAUUUCUGAACCUGCUCUUCAACAUGUCAUCAUAAGAAGCCAGUGUUUGAUUUCUUUUGAAAUUCUGUAUAAUGCCCUUUUUCUUCACUUGUAUAGAUAGCUUCUUAGAAAGGCCAACUUAGAUGUAACAUUUAAAAUACACUUAUGCCAGUGAAGUCUCAAGCAGAGCAAUGUUUAUGAGUGCACAUCACUCUGCUGGGCUUUACAUUGAUAUUAUUCAACUUGUAGUGGUGAGACAUGUAAAUAAAAUAUCAGAAGGAAUUCAAUAAUAUGAUAUCCCAAGAAAGGCACUAUCCUAGGUCUGAAUUUAUUGAUAAUUAGUUGUUCUCAAGUUGUUAAGUAUGCUUUUAAAUUGUAUUUAUUCAAAGACUGUUAGCUCAGUGACAUAUUUUACAAUAAGUUAAUUCCAGGUAUGAAGCUUACCUAUUCAUGUCUUGACUAUAAAUUUUACUUUGUAAACAUUCUAGAAUGGGAGAAUCCAUUAACCCUUAACUCCUAUUUUUUCCAAAAUAGAAGAUUGGAAUUUAUAUAUGAAGAUUUUGAAAUAGAAAUUCUGAUAUGAAAAUCUGUCUCCCUUUCAUAGCUUAUUCAUAGUGUUUUGGGGGGUAGAAGGUGCUUAUUGAUAUUACUGUUAUUAAAUUUACACACAAAAGA
Odocoileus virginianus texanus is the source of this 1665-nucleotide messenger RNA. It is a transcript of the gene APELA, whose product is annotated as apelin receptor early endogenous ligand. Gene Ontology annotation, biological process: heart development; apelin receptor signaling pathway. The record is from RefSeq and is a predicted model, not a curated record. Gene Ontology annotation, molecular function: apelin receptor binding. NCBI's taxonomy places the organism in Eukaryota, Metazoa, Chordata, Mammalia, Artiodactyla, Cervidae.